This is a messenger RNA of Anopheles aquasalis, 1682 nucleotides long. RefSeq lists its product as uncharacterized. Gene Ontology annotation, cellular component: extracellular region. NCBI's taxonomy places the organism in Eukaryota, Metazoa, Arthropoda, Insecta, Diptera, Culicidae. The record is from RefSeq and is a predicted model, not a curated record. Gene Ontology annotation, molecular function: chitin binding.
ACAGCCCAUCAGCAAGUCACAGCAACAGGGAGGAACAGAUUCAGAAUGAUUCGUUUUAUUCUGAUACUGCUGGGCACAGUGGUGGCCAUUGCCCAGUCCGUGACCGGUUUACUACGUUGCGACGAGUCUUCAUUCGACGUGCUUGGUGGAGUUCUUCCAACUCCGUCCAACUCCUGUACUCAUUACGCAACGUGCAUAGACGGAACGGUGCGCGAAGUGGCUUGUCCCGAUGGAACGAGCUUUGAUUCGACGUUGGGCCGCUGUCAAGAUUCAGCGAAGCUGGGUGUCCAGUGUGCUAGCCCACGUGCUGUGUCUCAAAUUGAUGGAUUGUGUACUAAUCCCAACGAAGUGAAUAUUAUUCCGUAUCCAACCAACUGCUCCAAGUACAUCAUCUGCUUCGGAAUGGAAGGAAUAGAGCAGUCGUGUGGUGGCGAUCUGCUGUUUAAUCCUGUUCUGGGAAUGUGCGAUGUUCCAACGAAUGUCAUCUGCGAGCUGAGCUGCCCAGCGGUCGAUGAUCCGCAGAAUCCGGUUUGGUUACCGGAUGCACGUUCGGAGGACUGUGCCAGGCACUAUCUUUGCUUCCGAGGAGAACCGCUGCUGUUCAUAUGUCCGAGCAAUCUGUAUUUCGAUACCAGAAGCAAUACCUGUACCUUUCCGAGUAAUUCGACUUGCCGCGUGUCCGGAAUCAGCUGUCCACUGCCAAACUCAUUCCUCGAAAAUCCUAGGGACUGUACCACUUAUUAUCAAUGCGUCGAGGGAUUCCCACACCUCCGACGAUGUGGUCCCAAUGAAUAUUAUUUGCUUUUCGUGGGAGGUUGCAUCGAAGGAGUGUGCCCACCGUCGAUCGAGACUACGACAGUUCCCUUUACAACUACUCCCACAAGUACAUUGGUUCUUUCAACCACUACUACUACUGAAACGUCUACGCCAAUGAGCACCACUACGAUGGAAGUAUCGACUACUCCUGCCACGGAGUCUAGCACACCAGAAAUUUCGACUACGAUGGAACCUACAAGCACAACCGGUGAACCUUCAACUCCGGUCACGGAAACGACCACGGAGACGAUUCCAACAACAUUUGAUCCUCCAACAACAACAACGGUUGGAUCCGAGACAACGUUUAGUCCAACGACUCCAAUAGAAACCACAACGCCCAUGGAAACUACGGAUUUUCCCACUACAUCAACGAGCCUCGAGACAUCCAGCGUCACUCCAUCGCUGCCAGUUUCCACUACGACCGAAGAAAUGUCCACUAGUGAAAGUACGGAGCCCGCUACAACUGCAACAGCUCCUACUACUACUCCGCUGGAUACUACAUCAGAAGCCCCGGCGACAACUACUGUACCCACUACGAUAGAAACGACCACAAUGCCCUCCGUCGAUCCGCAAGUCGUGUGCCAAGGUAUCAGUUUCGGAGUACGGCCUUACCCAGACAACUGCUACAUGUACAUUAUCUGUCUCAACAACAUGGGCACCGUGGCGGAGUGUCUGGCCAAUGAAAUCUUUAACGCCAAUACCAGCACCUGUAUUCCGGGUAACCGGGACACCUGUACGCCCGGUAUGCGGUUUGGCGAGAUCUAGAGCAUUAAACCUGUGUGAGAAUUCCAGAUUUGUGACGUCAAGGACGGAGCAGAAAUAAAGCUGACGUAAAGGGCACCCCUUCUCCCUUUUUCAUCAUGAAA